UGCUCCGGUACAUGCUGUCGGAGCUCUUCUAUUCGGUGCAGAUCUGUGCGCGGCGGCUCCGUCGCCAUGGUGACGCAGAUAGAAACACGGGUGGACAACACGGCGUCAUCAGUCUGCGUGCACGAAAACAAACGCCAAAAAAGACGAUUUUGAAGUGUCCAAUGUGUGAGCCUGGGCCUUCGUCCAUAUCUGGGCCAAUCCCCCCAGAUCCUUGUGUUUUCCCUCAACACUCCAGACGACCUUCUUCAGCUCGUGGCCGUUUAGAGGGACACACUGGGGGGCCUGUGGCCCUGCUGUCGGGGCCUCUGGCUCCAGACCCUGUCCUGUACCCAGGCUGCUACAGUGCUCGUACCCCAGCGCAACGCCCUCGCAUUGGCCCUAAUGCCACUCAUAUUCUGGAAAGAGGACAGAAGGGAGUAAUGGGAGAACUACUCAAACUAGAUGGGCUCUCUGUAGUUCCUGUUCCCAAACCCAAGCAGCGUGUGCAUGACUUUGGCAAAGAGAACGUACGUCGGCUGAGGGAGAUCCAGAAACGCUGCAAAGAGCAGGAGGCUGAGAGGGCCCAGUCCCGCCAGACUCCAGUCAAAGCUCUUUGGACCUCGUCUAAAUACCAGAACGUCCCAUCCAGAGUGAAGGCCCAGCUGCAGGUUCCUAAUCCACCAGUUAAACCACAGUGUCAGAACUUUCUGAAGGCCCAUUGGGGAUCUGGAGCACCUGCCACACCACACUCCAAGGCAGUGCAGCGCUCCGCCUCCUGCAGCUCUAUACGAGACCACGAGUUACAGAUCCAGCUCCAGAUCCAAGGCCAGACCAUAGACUUCAUCAAACACAAUGCGCGGUGUGCCCGUAAAACUGGGCUGCGUCGCUGUCAGUCCCUGACGAGCCUCAGAGACAGACCUGUUCCCAGUGCAGUGAAGGGCCAGGUGCCUCAGUACCUUGAGGCGAGGAAGGAGCAGUGGAGGAAAGAGGAAGAGGAGAGGAGGAAGAAGGCCCCUGAUCCCAGCCUUCCAGCUGGUCACACUCUGAUGCCGGACACCAAGAGGCUGGAGACUCUGCAGUCCCUCAAAGACACUCAUCGCACCCUGGUAACUGAGUUACUGUCACUUCCACUAAAAGCUGACAACCUGAGUGUCCGUUCGCGCCGCACUCACCUGGAUUGUAGGCUUUCUGAAAUUGAGGAAGCCAUUAAAAUCUUCUCCAGGGACAAAGUUUAUGUGAAAAUCGAUUCCUAACACAGAAGAAUGAAGAAAGAGGAGGAGAAAAUAACAGGAUGAAGCAAGAUUUGACUAUUUUUGCAAUUCAGUUUUUUUAAGAGAAGAGAUUAAUUUUAUAAGUAAAAAGUGUUUUAGCCCAAUUUUAAACACUAAUAAAUGUGCAAUAAAAUAGGGAUAGCAAAAAUCAAGAAAACAACUCCAUGACCAAACAAAAGGAGUGAUUUAGUUUAAGUAACGCAGGCUUCAAAUAAAGACUUUCACAAACAACAA
Messenger RNA from Sphaeramia orbicularis (orbiculate cardinalfish), 1484 nucleotides. It is a transcript of the gene enkd1, whose product is annotated as enkurin domain containing 1. NCBI's taxonomy places the organism in Eukaryota, Metazoa, Chordata, Actinopteri, Kurtiformes, Apogonidae. The coding region runs from base 12 to 1232 and encodes 406 amino acids. The record is from RefSeq and is a predicted model, not a curated record. Gene Ontology annotation, cellular component: cytoplasmic microtubule. The transcript has 8 exons.